This is a messenger RNA of Malus domestica (apple), 809 nucleotides long. RefSeq names its product histone H2A.6. Gene Ontology annotation, molecular function: DNA binding; structural constituent of chromatin; protein heterodimerization activity. Gene Ontology annotation, biological process: heterochromatin formation. Gene Ontology annotation, cellular component: chromatin; nucleosome. The record is from RefSeq and is a predicted model, not a curated record. Lineage: Eukaryota; Viridiplantae; Streptophyta; Magnoliopsida; Rosales; Rosaceae.
GUCCUCCUCCAUACCACCAAACUCUCUGUUUCUCUCGAUCGCUUCUCUUCUAUUUCCCCUAUCCCCUCUCUCUCUCUCUCUCGCUCAAAUUGUUCUUGGAAGUCCAUCAAUGGCGGGUCGUGGCAAAGCCUUGGGAUCCGGAGCCGCUAAGAAGGCCACAUCGCGGUCCAGCAAGGCCGGUUUGCAAUUCCCUGUCGGUCGUAUUGCCCGUUUCCUGAAAGCAGGAAAGUACGCCGAACGUGUCGGUGCCGGAGCUCCAGUCUACCUCGCCGCUGUCCUUGAAUACCUUGCCGCUGAGGUUCUGGAAUUGGCUGGUAAUGCUGCAAGAGACAACAAGAAGACUCGCAUUGUACCACGCCACAUUCAGCUUGCUGUGCGCAACGACGAGGAGCUCAGCAAGCUUCUUGGUGAUGUGACAAUUGCAAAUGGUGGUGUGAUGCCCAACAUUCACAACCUUCUGCUCCCAAAGAAGACCGGUGCCUCAUCCAAGAAUGUCGGUGGUGAUGAUGACUGAAAUGACAAUCGCUGCGGGAUUAAUGUGUUCCAUUUCAGAUUUAGUUCUGUCUGGUAGGUUAAAUUAGGUAAUUGUUUCUCUGUGUCUGGAAAUCGAGUCGGAUUUUAAAGUUAGGGUUGUAGUUUAGUAAUGUUUGUGAAUAUAAUUGUCUUCUUCUAGCUUCUUGAUAGAUAGAAGAGAUUGUGGGAGCUUCUUUUGCUUCUUUCUUUUUGGAUGUGUUCUUUGUGGGUUUACAUACUUAAUGACAGUGCUUCAAAUCAUAUGGUUCUUGUGCUGUAUGGUUUCACAACUUUCA